AUGGAUUUAGACAUUCAGCUUCCAUAUUUGAAGAGAGACGAUCUGUAUCGUCACCAAAAGCCCUACACCACGGACUUCGCCAUCGACCAUAUACCAGACUCAGUGGCGAGUAACCAUCGUUUCGAUUAUCAGAAUGUACAUGUCGUGGACGCACAGGAUUCGCCAGGAAAGUUUGACCUAGAGCGACACGGCUUCUGUUUUGUUAAAGCUGAAACAGCUAUCUCUAUAGAAUCAGCAAAUGAUACGGAGUACGUACGGGAUAUUUACUUUCCACAAGUAGAGAAAGCUUUGCACAUGGCUUUGCCAGGAUAUGAGCGGAUUGAUUACUUGGACCAUCUGGUCCGCAUUCGAGACGAGGCCUUCCCAGACAAGGUUGGUGAGCCGACAACGUAUGCUCAGCCAGCCUGCUUGCCACACUCAGACUUUAGUAAACAUGGCGGAUUUCUUGCGAUGAAGGAGUUCUUCCCCGGACAGGAACCAUUCUUCGAGAACAGGGAUUUUGAUUUGAUCAAUGUAUGGCGAGUCUUGCGAGGGCCAAACAAUGACUGGCCGCUGGCCGUUUGCGACUACCAAAGUGUUGACUUGGAAGUGGACACCAUAAAAUGUGAUGUACUCCACGAGUCAUGUGUCGGAGAGAACGUGGUUCUGUUCAGGAACCAGAAGCAUAAAUGGUUUUAUCUCAGUUCCCAAGGCGUUGACGACAUCAUUGUCUUUCGAAACACGUCUUCCAAAGAACAGCGGUCGGUUUGCUUUCACGCAGCAUUUGACACUGGCCUUGAGGCUACCGACCCUCGACAUAGCAUUGAGCUUCGAGUCGUGGCAUUCCGCCCCGGCGGUGAACCAUAUGAACAGAAAUAA
Fusarium mangiferae is the source of this 858-nucleotide messenger RNA. RefSeq lists its product as uncharacterized. The transcript is spliced from 4 exons. NCBI's taxonomy places the organism in Eukaryota, Fungi, Ascomycota, Sordariomycetes, Hypocreales, Nectriaceae. The coding region runs from base 1 to 858 and encodes 285 amino acids. The record is from RefSeq and is a predicted model, not a curated record. Gene Ontology annotation, molecular function: oxidoreductase activity.